UGCUUCAGAAAGGGAGAUGCCAAAGCCUUGGACGCCAGGCCCAUGCUCUGGAUUGGAUGCUCACAGGAGUUUGGAGAAGAGAGGGGAGAGGAAAGCGAUGUCUGCAAUCAGUCAAAAAAAAAAAAAAUCACUCUGUUUCGGCAAAGCACCUUGCAUGCUGUCGGGCGAUACUGAGGGUUAGAGAAGUAAUUUGGGAGAAUUAAUCCAGCCGAGCGUUCAGUGGGCUCCAAAGGGGCACCAAAGGCAGGGCUGUUCCUGCAUGCUCCUGGAUGUGCUGUGUCCCCUCAAAUCUGAGCAGGUGACAAGGCCACCCAGAGUAUGCCCGGGGCACAGUGGAAGCCUUCGUUGGGCCUUCCCUGGGCCCGGGCAGCCCACCCUGGGCAGCUGGACCAUGACGACAAGGGAACUUAUUUCUCAUCUCUCCAAGCUGUGGGCACCUCUGCCCCUCCCCCUGCCCUGGCCUCCAAACCUUUCCAGCUCAAGCCCACAGCUGCUCAAGUGGUGCCCAUUGAAGAGUUCCAAGACUGUGAGUGCUACGGCCACUCCAACCGCUGCAGCUACAUCGACUUCCUAAACGUGGUGACCUGCGUCAGCUGCAAGCACAACACGCGAGGCCAGCACUGCCAGCACUGCCGUCUGGGCUACUACCGCAACGGCUCCGCCGAGCUGGACGACGAGAACGUGUGCAUCG
Molecule: messenger RNA, 691 nt
Organism: Ailuropoda melanoleuca (giant panda)
Lineage: Eukaryota; Metazoa; Chordata; Mammalia; Carnivora; Ursidae
Product: netrin-G2-like
Exons: 2
Biological process (GO): axonogenesis; animal organ morphogenesis; tissue development
Source: RefSeq, a predicted model, not a curated record